AUGACGACGAAACCAGAUCACAAUCAUCCUCUGUUUUUGUCUUCUUAUGAUGUAGCUGGUGCUGUUCAGAUUGGAAUUCAGCUCACAGGGAUGGAGAAUUAUACUCUUUGGAGUAGAGCAAUGCGUCUGAAUCUAUUGACUCGAAACAAGUUAGGAUUCAUUGAUGGACUUGUUCAACGUGAUGAUUUCAAGGAAGCUUUUGAAAAACAGGACUGGGAUCGUUGCAAUGCAAUGGUGAUUUCGUGGAUUCUGAGCAAUGUAAGUAAGGAUUUAGUCAGUGGAAUUCUUUUUUGUUCAAGUGCUCAUCUAGUUUGGACUGACUUGAAGGAACGAUUUGACAAAUAUGACUAUUACUCCACCUCCUGCUUGUGGUAUGACUCUAUUACUCCACCUCCUGCUUGUGGUUGUGCUAAAUCGAAAGAUUAUACUGAUAGCUUGUUGAGGCAAAAGUUGUUGAAGUUUCUAAUGGGAUUGAAUGACAAUUACAGUCAGGCACGUAGUCAUAUUUUGAUGAUGAAUCCCACUCCGAGUGUGAAUCAAUGUUAUGCAAUGAUUAUACAAGAUGAGAGUCAAAGAGUGUUGUCUGGUGAACACUCUACUAGUGGUUCUCAAUCGAAUGGAAUAGAAUACUCAGGAGGCUCAGGAGGUCCUGCCAACUCAAGUGGUGAUUCAGGUGGGACUCGUGAGAAAUCCUCCAUUGUAUUGUGA
Solanum stenotomum is the source of this 708-nucleotide messenger RNA. RefSeq lists its product as uncharacterized. Lineage: Eukaryota; Viridiplantae; Streptophyta; Magnoliopsida; Solanales; Solanaceae. Bases 1 to 708 code for a protein of 235 amino acids. The transcript is spliced from 3 exons. The record is from RefSeq and is a predicted model, not a curated record.